AUGGCUGUUGUUCUAGCCUCAUUGGCAGACGCAUCUCAUCACCUUUGCCCGUACCUUCCAUCUCGGCUCCCUGCCAUCGUUACUGACCUUCAGGAGAGACUGGAUAACAAGUCAAUUGUGCAGCAACUUUUCGACUCUCAGUCGCUGAGAAACUUCCAUUUGAUCGAGGACGCUGAACCAUUGACUUCUACACAAGACGAGGAUGCUUCUGAGCCCAUAUCUGCUCGUCCAAUGUCUUGCGAUGACCUGAUCGAACUGUGUGAAGCAUCGCGUAACACUCUUUCAACUGCAUCGGGUUUGAAUCAUUGUGGCCCUGCAAGUUUCGAACUCAUCAGCGCGAGACUGAGCUCCAUGUUUUCCAGCUUCUCUUGUCUUGCACUCUGCUUCUCUGACAACCCUAUGGGUGUCUGUGGAGACUUAGAUAUUCCUCAUUGCGCAAUACAUCGUACUAGAUUGCAUAACGCUCUCGAGACGGUGCAUGCACUUGGUUCAGAUGCAUCGAAUGUUGUCUUUGAUUCCAUGUGGAAAUCUUUAGAGCCGCUGUUUGAAAGCCCCUUUGACACAAGCAAACGGAGUCCAAGGAUUUUCCAGACAUUUCCCUCCGAUCGCAAAGGCUCGCAUGUCUCAGGUGUAGUGUAUUGUGCUAUCCACGCACUCACUUCCUUCGUUCCUCGUGCCGGGAGGGACACGUGGGCUAUGGUAUGGUCCACGAUUAUUCAUGGCAAAGCAUACGGUAAGCAGAGAAGCGUCAAACCAGGGCCGUCUUCGACGUCUUGGUUGGAAGUCCUUGAUGCUUUGGAGCAAGAGUCUGCUUUGCGUAUGGCGAAGCGCCUAAUCCGGGCGAUUGGCGCUAGGACGUGUCUUGAAGAGACUCUGUCCGCCUGCAGUACGGAGGAUGCAAAGCCAGAUUCAAGACUGGGGAUAUGGCGGACUACGCGUAGGAUCAAAGAGUCUGUCGCCGGUUUUUUGAUCCAAGAGGAGCAGAGUAUACGCUUGGCUCACUUCGGGGCGGAGUCUAGAGACGAGAUACGACACGGUGGGGAACUUGUCGGUACCACGUCUCUUAUCUGGCUUGAAUGGCUUCGAAAAUGCUUUUUAAAGGAGUGGGAUGGAUCUCUGCAGAUCAAUAGAUGGAGUGUUGCCGGCUCGGCACUCGAGCUGAUCGAGGAUCUUUGGAAACACCACGGUCGGACACAGCUAGAUAUACCUGCGAAGUUAUUCACGAUUUCCGCGCUAUUCGAAUAUCUUGAUGUCGACAAAGCAGCACAAGACUGGUUGUCGUAUAGAUCAGAUCCUAACAUUCGUCAUUUGUUAUCGUUCAAGUUCCUUUUCGAUACUAGGGUAACAACCCCUCUGGUCCGGGCGUCUCAUCACAUUCUUAUGCGGCGAGCGUACAACGAAGCGGAUGCUGUAUUGCAUCUGCGUCGCAGAACAACACUUCAGUCGACCCUCCAAGAUAUCGUCUACUUGGAUCAGCGUCUGAAAACGGCUCAAGACCAUUACCUCGUAUUGAAAAUCAACAGACAAUCAGUUCUAUCUGACGCCUUUGAUCAGCUUUGGCACAGAGAGAGGCGAGAAUUAUUGCGACCACUCAGGGUUCGUAUGGGGAUUGACGAAGGUGAAAUUGGUCACGACCUUGGAGGUGUUCAGAUCGAAUUUUUCAAGCUCGCUUGUCAAGAACUGUUCGACCCCAGUUACUCCCUCUUCUCAAUCGACCCUCUGACUCGUCUGGCCUGGUUUCAGCCUGCAACGAUGGUACCACUCUACAAGUAUCAAAUUGUUGGUCUGCUAUUCGCUCUUGCCAUCUAUAAUGGUAUCACGCUGCCAGUUUCCUUUCCUCUGGCCUUUUAUAAGAAACUUCUUUUCCAACAACCCAACGAAGCCGACUUCAGGGAAGGUUGGCCGAAUUUAGCCGGGUCUUUGCGAUUUAUGCAAAUAUACCAGGGCUCUGUAGAAGAGGAUCUGGCUCGAGACUAUGUCUACAGCUUUGAUGCCAAUGGCUUGAAUCUGGAUGUGUGCAUGAAUGACCCGUGGGAUGGUUGGUCAUUGUCUGACAAGAUCAAGCUAGGCACAAGUAUGGGCUUGGGUCGAUUGAAGGUGAUGUCUCAAAACCCAGACCGGUACCAUCCUCCAUAUUUGUCUGGACAAAGUCCAGUUGACGACGUCCAUCAGCAACUGCCUCUGAAUGGGACGUCGAACGAGACGGAAGACUCACACUUGACAUCUCAGUCCGAGUUGGCCCCGUCAGAUGCUUCUGUACCACUACAAGGCAAGUUCGAAUGGCCUGGUUGGAAGGCGGAAGUUGCGGGACCUGGCGAAACGGUCCAACCAGUUACGAAUGAUAACCGUCACGAUUACAUUUCGACAUAUCGUAAAUGGGUCAUGGACUGGUCCAUUAGGCCGCAAUUCAAUGCAUUCGCCAAAGGAUUUUUCUCGGUCAUGAAUCUUAGACCAUUGACACUCCUGAAUGCCGACCAAUUCCGAAAUCUAGUCGAGGGAUACAACCAUCUUGACAUCGAUGCCUUGCAACAGGCAGCGACUUACAAUCAUUAUACAGCAGCCUCACCUGUCGUUCGUUGGUUCUGGGAGGUCGUCAAAGCAUAUCCGCAAGAGAAGCAAAAGCAAUUGCUGGAAUUCGUUACAGCAAGCAAUAGAGUACCCAUCAAUGGAGCUGCGAGCUUGACUUUCGUUAUCGAGAGAAGUGAUGCCGAGACGAGUGCAUUGCCUGGAAGCAGCACUUGUUUCGGCACGUUGAGGCUUCCUGAAUACGAAAGCAAGGAGAUUCUUGCGAGAAAAUUGGAUAUUGCAUUGGAACAUUCAUUGGGAUUCGGACAAGCAUAG
This is a messenger RNA of Aureobasidium subglaciale EXF-2481, 2841 nucleotides long. RefSeq lists its product as uncharacterized. The transcript is spliced from 4 exons. The coding region runs from base 1 to 2841 and encodes 946 amino acids. NCBI's taxonomy places the organism in Eukaryota, Fungi, Ascomycota, Dothideomycetes, Dothideales, Saccotheciaceae. Gene Ontology annotation, biological process: protein polyubiquitination. Gene Ontology annotation, molecular function: ubiquitin protein ligase activity. The record is from RefSeq and is a predicted model, not a curated record.